Molecule: messenger RNA, 6240 nt
Organism: Struthio camelus australis
Lineage: Eukaryota; Metazoa; Chordata; Aves; Struthioniformes; Struthionidae
Source: RefSeq, a predicted model, not a curated record
AUGCUUCCGGUAACUGGGAAAACAAUAAUAUUUGAUAGCUUUCCUGAUCCUUCAGAUACCUGGGAAAUAAUUGAGACUAUUGGCAAAGGAACAUAUGGAAAAGUUUUCAAGGUAUUAAAUAAGAAAAAUGGCAGCAAAGCAGCAGUCAAAAUCUUGGAUCCUGUUCACGAUAUUGAUGAAGAAAUUGAAGCUGAGUAUAACAUUUUGCAAGCUCUCUCUGAUCAUCCCAAUGUAGUCAAAUUCUACGGCAUGUACUACAAGAAAGAUGUGAAAAAUGGAGAUCAGCUUUGGCUGGUUCUUGAGCUGUGCAAUGGUGGAUCUGUGACUGAUCUUGUGAAAGGAUUUCUGAAGAGGGGUGAAAGGAUGAAUGAACUUAUAAUUGCUUACAUUUUACAUGAAGCUCUGACGGGCCUUCAACAUUUGCAUGAAAACAAAACUAUCCACCGUGAUAUUAAGGGAAAUAAUAUCCUCUUGACCACUGAAGGAGGAGUCAAGCUUGUGGAUUUUGGUGUGUCUGCACAGUUGACCAGCACUCGUCUCCGUCGGAACACAUCCGUGGGCACUCCUUUCUGGAUGGCUCCAGAGGUGAUUGCCUGUGAGCAGCAGCUAGAUAGCUCCUAUGAUGCCAGAUGUGAUGCAUGGUCACUCGGUAUUACUGCGAUAGAGUUGGGAGACGGAGAUCCACCCCUUGCUGAUUUGCACCCUAUGAGGGCACUCUUCAAAAUACCAAGGAAUCCACCUCCAACGUUACAGCAGCCAGAACUGUGGUCAUCUGAAUUCAAUGACUUCAUUAAUAAGUGCCUGACUAAAGAUUAUGAGAAGCGCCCGACAGUAUCUAUUCUUUUGCAGCAUGAUUUUAUUAAGCAAAUUGAAGGAAAGGAAAACAUGUUACAAAGGCAGCUCAUGGAAUUUAUUGAUGUUCACCAACAAAUGGGAGUCACUGAAAAGGCAAGAUUUGAACGUAUUCAUACAAAGAAAGGGAACUACAGUAAGUCACUAGUUUCUAACCAGGAAGAGGUAGAUGAUUUAGCAACCUUGGAAGUACUGGAUGAGAAUACAGUAACAGAGCAGUUGCAGAAAGGUUAUGUCAAAGAUCAGAUCUACACAUAUGUAGGGGACAUCCUCGUCGCUGUCAAUCCAUUUCGAAACAUAGACAUCUAUUCUUCACAGCAUUCCAAACUCUAUAUUGGAGCCAAACGGACUGCCAACCCUCCUCAUAUUUUUGCUGUUGCUGAUAUAGGAUAUCAGUCCAUGGUGACAUACAACUCGGAUCAGUGUAUUGUUAUUUCUGGAGAAAGUGGAGCUGGCAAGACACAAAGCGCCCAUCUUCUGGUUCAGCAGCUCACUGUCCUGGGAAAGGCUAAUAACAGGACUCUACAGGAGAAGAUCCUCCAAGUGAAUAACCUGGUAGAAGCAUUUGGAAAUGCAGGCACUAUAAUCAAUGAUAAUUCCAGCAGAUUUGGAAAAUAUUUGGAAAUGAAAUUCACUUGUGGUGGCACUGUAGUUGGAGCUCAGAUUUCAGAGUAUCUCCUUGAAAAAUCCAGAGUUGUCCACCAGGCAGUAGGAGAGAAAAAUUUCCAUAUUUUUUAUUAUAUUUAUGCUGGUCUUGCAGAAAAGAAAAAAUUGGCACAUUAUAAAUUGCCAGAAUAUAGACCUCCCAGAUAUCUGCAAAAUGAUCAUUUCAGAAUAGUGCAAGAUUUUAUGAACAAUAGCUUUUAUAAGUCCCAGUUUGAAUUAAUUGAACAGUGCUUCAAAGUCAUAGGUUUCACACUGGAGGAACUUGGAAGUGUGUACAGUGUUCUGGCUGCCAUUUUAAAUGUGGGUAACAUUGAAUUUUCUGCAGUGGUGUCUGAACAUAUGAUUGACAAGAGCAACAUUUCCAAUCCAGUAGCCCUUGAGAAUUGUGCUUCCUUGCUGUGUAUUCAGGCAGAUGAACUGCAAGAGGCCCUCACCUCUCAUUGUGUAGUGACUCGAGGAGAAACGAUUAUUCGUCCCAACACCGUGGAAAAAGCAACUGAUGUCCGAGAUGCCAUGGCCAAAGCACUAUAUGGACGUCUUUUUAGCUGGAUAGUCAAUCGCAUCAAUACUUUACUCAAGCCUGACAAACAUUUAAGUGAAAAUGAUGGUGGUUUAAACAUUGGAAUUCUUGAUAUCUUUGGCUUUGAGAAUUUCAAAAAAAAUUCCUUUGAACAACUCUGCAUCAACAUUGCCAAUGAACAGAUUCAGUUUUACUUCAAUCAACAUGUCUUUGCUUGGGAACAGAAUGAAUAUCUAUACGAAGGUGUUGAUGCAAGAGUUAUAGAAUAUGAGGAUAACAGGCCCCUCUUAGAUAUGUUCCUGCAAAAACCAAUGGGUUUAUUGUCCCUGCUGGAUGAGGAAAGUCGAUUCCCGCAAGCAACAGAUCAGACACUUGUAGAAAAAUUUGAAGAUAAUUUGAAGUCAAAAUAUUUUUGGAGACCCAAAAGAGUAGAUCUAACCUUCGGGAUUUAUCACUAUGCAGGAAAGGUUCUGUAUAAUGCGAGUGGAUUCUUAGCCAAAAAUAGAGAUACCCUGCCAGCUGAUAUUGUGCUGCUACUCCGAUCAUCUGAAAACAAUCUGAUACGACAGUUGGUAACCCAUCCUCUUACAAAAACAGGUAACCUGGCCCACACUAAAAGCAAAACUACAAUCAGUUACCAAAUGUGGACCCCUCAGAAAUCAAUCAGUCGUACUAAGAAUGAAACUGGAGAUACUGGACAUCAUCCGAGAGAGACAACCAGUAUGAAAACACAGACAGUCGCUUCUUAUUUUAGAUAUUCUCUGAUGGACUUGUUAUCCAAAAUGGUCGUCGGCCAGCCUCAUUUUGUCAGGUGCAUCAAGCCAAACAACGACCGGCAGGCAAACAAGUUUGAUAAAGAAAAAGUGUUGGUUCAGCUGCGAUACACGGGAAUUCUGGAGACAGCAAGAAUUCGAAGACAGGGUUAUUCACACCGUAUACUCUUCGCUAACUUCAUAAAACGGUAUUACCUCAUCUGUUACAAAACAAAUGAUGAUCCUCCAGUCAGCCCAGAAACCUGUGCUGCCAUCUUGGAAAAAGCUCACCUUGACAACUGGGUUCUUGGAAAAACUAAAGUAUUCCUCAAAUACUAUCACGUGGAGCAGCUGAAUUUAAUGCGAAAGGAGACAGUUGACAUGAUUAUUUUGAUUCAAGCUUAUGUCAGAGGGUGGCUGGGUUCAAAGAGAUACAAAAAGCUAAAGGAACAAAGGGAACAAAGUGCUAUUAAAAUACAGUCAGCUUACAGGGGUUUUGUUGCUCGUAAAGAAUACACAAAUGCAAAAAGUAAUCAAAAAAUGGAAAAAUGUAUUACUAGACUUCAAGCAAUUGCCAGAGGCUACUUACUCAGGAAGAAGAGAAAAGAGCUAACUGAGUCGAGGAACAAAGCAGCAACAACAAUUCAGUCUCACUACAGGGGAUAUAAGGAGAGGAAGAACUUCAAAAGGAGAAGGGAGUCACUUCAAAAGAAAGAACAAACCGAGAACACAACUUCCAUUAAUGAAAAGGAGAAGGGUGCCAGACUUCAAGACGAUGAGGAAAAUCUAGCUGGAGCCAAGAGCACCCUUCCUCAGACUGAAGAAGAAGCAGCUGUCAUUGUUCAGAGCAGUUAUAGAGGCUACAGAGCCCGUAAAAAAAUAAAGGAGCAGCACAAAAAACUAGCAGAAGAAGAGUUACCUGCUAUGGAAUACCUUGAAGCAGAAGUGAAGGCAGCUGAAAACAUUACAUUGGAAAAAGCAGCGAACAAGGAGAGCCAAAAUGGCACUGACACUGUUACUGACAGCAAGUGUGCUGGGUUCAGGGACAGAGGGAACACACAGGAACAAAAGAAAGGAUCUACUAAAGGAGAGGGAGAUUCCCUGAAGCAGAACUCCACAAAACAGCAGGUUAGUGAAGAUGAAGAACAGGUUGCUGUGGAGCAGCUAUCUGACAAAUCUUCUGUCAAAAUCACAGCUGAACCUGAUCACCAGCAAGAGCAAACUAAUGAAGACACCGUCAAAGCAGAUCAGCAAAAUAAAGUAUAUGCUGUGGUCCUGCCCAAGACUGACAGGCAUCUGGAGAGAAACCAUCUGAAACAGGAAGCAAUGAUAUCUACUGGAUAUAAAGGAAUUACGCGAAAAGAAUCGAUAAGAGGUUCGCGGAAGCAAGUUGUAGUAGAAAAACAAGAUUCCGAAGACAGAGAGAAGGCAGCAGUGGUUAUUCAGAGCAAUUACCGGGGUUACAAAAGAAGGGGACAACUCAGAAAAGAGGGGAAAUUACCUGGCAAAAAUCAAGAGAAAACUAUAAAGGAGUCAAGAGAAGUGGCACACAUUCAAAAUAGUGAUCCCAAAACAACAAAAAAUAAGGAAAACACUGGUACACAGGCUGAGGAUCAUAAGACUCUUAAGGAAGGCUCAGAGAAAGAGGCUUGUGAUUUGGCAGCCUUUUCACGGCAGAUAUCAAAAUUAUCUGAAGACUACUUAGCAUUGCAGCAAAAAUUAAAUGAAAUGAUAUUGUCACAUCAGCUGAGACCCGUGAUGCUGUCCAAAGAUAAGCAAACUGAUGGCCGACUUUCUUCUCAUGUUUGUCAGUCAGUUGCAUCCAAAGUAGAGGACUCUCACCCAAAACAGAGACCCCCAAGGAGGCCACGGAAGCCCAAGACAUUAAAUAAUCCAGAAGAUUCCACCUACUACACUCUAAUACAUAAAUCGAUACAAGAUGAAAAACGGAAACCAAGGAAAGACAGUCUGGGCAAAGUGCUAGAUUUAGAUGUCUAUUACCAAGAAAUUUCAUCUAUUGAUUCCACCUCAAAAGACAGCAGUUCUACCACAAAAAAGAAGAGACAGCCAGCUGAGCGCAGGACUUUAAGAGCUACUGAACGGUCAAGGGUUGCAGAAAGCCCCCUGGAAGAGAGUAAAACUGAAGAUAAUCCCUAUGACUACAGAAGGCUGCUGCGGAAGACCUCACAGCGCCGGCGCCUUAUCCAGCAGUUCUAGCUGCUGCUGCUGCUGCUCUUGCUGCUGCCGUUUGGCUUUUAUUAGCAUAAUCUUUUUUAUGAUUUUAUACCACAUGCUUCCUUUUUUUUUUAAUCUCCAAUGUUUCAAGUUUACAAUGUGUGUGUUGAUGUGAAUAUGAGCUAUUGUAGUUUACAGCCCAACACCAUUGCAAAGGGACACUGUCAAUCACAUAUCAUAUACUUAGAAAAACCCCUAAUAUAAAAAUCCAGGUUUUUCUCUGUUAUCACUUCUACAUCUUAAAAUUAUUAAACAUGAAGCAACUUAAAUCUAGUUUACUUUCCUCAAUGCAUACUUCUUUCCUUUUUACAUUUUGUCAGUCCUAAUCAAUUAAAAGAGAUUGUUCAGUUUACAGUUUCCUAGUUAAGCUUUCAAAUUCCCAUAUGCACCUUCGGAAAACCUCACUUACUAGUUCCAAAAAAAAUUGUUUCACAGGGAAAAAAAAAAGUACAGGAAUUCCAUGGAGGAAUUUCUUAUUCCUUUCAGGUUUACAAUGCCUAAAUUUGAGGAUAAACUGUAUGUGGCAAACACGUCCCUUUAAUCAAAACCAAAAUAUGUGAUUAAUUGGAUAGCAUAUUAUGGCAGUUUAUUUCUUUAUUGACUUUACCAUAAAGCUAAUAGGAGGUUUUAAAGGUCAAUAAUGUGUGUAUAAUCUUUAUGUUGGAGAUGUCCAUGUAUAGGAAGUAUAUGCCAUCCUCUCUUCUGCCCCCCAGCUUUGUGACUAAAUGAUGAACUUCUACAUCAUGUUUGCUUUGUUCUCCUUUGUGUUAGAUUUUUAGGAAUCUUAAUCUCUGGGAUGCCAAGAAAGGACUGGGAAAAUGCUCCGUGGUCGAUUGCUGCUUCAAUGUAAUGAUCAUUCUUAAUUAGUUCCACUAGAAAUUAAGUGGAAAGAAAGGUAAUAGCCACUGUGUUCAAAAUUUCCCCCAACUCUUAAUUCAGGAAACCUUAUUUCACAGAAAGCACACAGACAAUUUGUGUGUUUCCUUUUAGGAUUCAUAAUUGCAUGUUCCCAGCUGCAAAACAAGAGAAGGCAAAUUUCAUCAAGCCUUUAUAAGGCCUGAUCCUGCUCCCUGUCUUUGUUCCCCUAAAUAUUACCACUGGCAGCAGCAGUGAGUGAAGGGGGUUGGGUUUUUGCGCCCCUCUCCUGACAAUUGGACCCUUCCCUAGAGACAUGUAACCGUUGCUUCCUGAUGUGUAACUAGUUACAAGGUUGCA